This is a messenger RNA of Chara braunii, 2569 nucleotides long. Lineage: Eukaryota; Viridiplantae; Streptophyta; Charophyceae; Charales; Characeae. The record is from the annotation of a GenBank genome assembly.
UCGUUAGACACUCCUCGGGCGCUAAAAAAUCCCGAGGAAAUGAUCGUUCCAUCUGUCCUCGGAGAGAGUUCCUUGGAAACCGAUGUGAAAGCAUUUCCUCGGGGUGUCCUCGGGGCGUCCUCGGGCCACAGCCAUUUGGCUGCGCUCCCCAAGGCACCUCGCGAGGUCCCUCGGAGUGGGAGUUUCCGAGAAAAUAGGGACGGCGGCGGCAGCCUUCGACGACGGCACAGUUUUGUAGUGUGGUACAACGGUGGUCCAGUCGAGGUGUGGGCGGACAUUACCGGCCGGCGACGUUCGACUUCGGUAGGGACAGUGGCAACGGUAACGAAGAGUGGCGGACGGGGUCCGCGGAGGGCCCCAGGUGACCCGGCCGCUCGCGCGCGCCCGCGGGAAACGGACAGGCCUCCAACGGGCGGCCAUUUCGAAAUUCGUCGGGCUGUACGUCCGUCGCCGACAGCAGAGGUCUGCAAUGUAAACCGGCGGAGGGCGUCAUCAGCCAUCACUUGGCGUCUGCUGUUUGUCGUUGUCAGGUUGGCCCUUACGUUGCGGUUGCCUUACAUGGCCGACGUGUUUCGCAAGCUGCCGCUGCUCCUCCUCGUCGUGAUUCUGCUUGUCGUUGCGGUCUUUGUUCACGUGUGCAUAUUGGGGAGGUUGCCUUCACGUAGUCGCAGGAAAGUAGGGGCGAGGACGAGCGUUGCCAUGGACGGGAGGCGGCCGACUCAGAGGAUGUUGUUCGGCCCUUAUCCAACCGACCGGGCUCCGAUCUGUGUCAGUGCAGACAGAAGGGCGGCAGGUCCGUCACCGUACGAAGGACUGCCGCCUCACUUGCAAUCGCUGCCUGAUUCGGACGAGGGGGAGGUGGAGGUGGACGAGUCGACGAUAGUUCCGCUAGGUAGCGGGUCUACCCAGGAGUGGACGGGUAGCCAAUUGUAUGAUCGUCGCGGGACGAAGUACGGGCAGUCGUUCACUUCCCUCCUUCACGACGGCGCGGAGGAGGAGGAUUGCCUCCUCCCUGUCGAUCUCACAUUUGACCUCCGGAGCGGGAACCCGUCUUCUGUCACGCGCACUGUGCUCGUGAACCCUUAUCCCGACGACGACGCGGGCCAGGUCACAUUCGGCGGCAGGGGCACAAGGGGCGUAGCGGCGGCAGAGGUGACGUCGGGGAGGACGAUGGCAUGGCCUCGAACACAGGCGACUUCUGGCCCGUCAGUUCCACGCACUGUCGGGCAACGUCCUGAGUGGAUGACCCUCAGUCCUCCUUUGUCCGGGGGGCACGACCGCGUUCGUCGUCCCGUUGAUCGGGCUGUGACUCACGAAGAUUUCCCUUCCGAGGGCGCGCAUGGAGAUGGCAGGCGGGUGUGGAAGGAUGCAAGGCAGGAGUUGCAGCUGCAGCAAGAAGAGUCCAUAACGAAAGGUGUGGAGCGUUUACGAGUGGGCGAGCAGAGUGGGCAAGCACACGUGGCCGCCGGGGGGGGUGACGCGUGGGCAAACGCUGACGAAGUUCAGUGCGACGUAAACGACGACGAUAGCGGCGACGUGUUCCCGUUGCGUGCGCCGAACAUGGGCGGGAGGGGCGGUAGGGGCGACAGGGGCAGCACUUCGACUAGAGCGGUGCGCAGGCGGACGAGAUCGACGACGGCCUCUGCAGAUGCGGAAGGCGAGGGUGGUGGGGAAGGAGGGCAGAAUUUCUGGUCCAUGGAACACAUGGUGGCCCUAAUCAGGGCGAAGCGGGAUCAGGACGCCCAGCUGCAAGCGUCGGGACACAACUUUGCUCGGAUGCGGACGAGGGAGUGGAAAUGGAUGGACGUCCGGGAGAGGUUGCUGAAGGUCGGUGUCGACAGGCCGGCAGACAAAUGCGGGAAAAAAUGGGACAAUCUCAUGCAGCACUUCAAAAAGGUCCACACUUUCAAGCGCAUGUCGGGGAAGGAGGACUUCUUCCAGCUGACGAGUCAGCUGAGGGCAAAGAAAGGAUUCAACUUCAACAUGGAUCGAGCCAUCUUCGAGGAGAUCAAAGGGGCGAAGGAGAGGAGCCACACUAUCAGCCCGACCAAUGUUGCAGACACUGGCGGGGCAGGGGGUGUGCAACUCCCAUCUGCACAGUCGGCGACUCUGGAAUCUGUGGGGGAUGGUGAAGCCGGCGGUGAUGGAAACGACGAAGACGACAGCUCAGCACGGGGUGGCUCACAGACGAGUGGUGGCCCGGCCGGGUUCGGGAAGAGGAAGAAUGUGCAGCGGCAAACAUUCGAGGCGUUGUCGGAGUGCAUGGACAAGCAUGGGGCAUUGAUGGCGUCGACGAUGGAGAGCGCCAGCAGGAGGCAGUGCGAGACGAUGGAGAGCGCGAGCAAGAGACAAUGCUCCAUCCAGAUUUGGCAGUGCGAAGCUAUCGAAGUGGAGGUGGAGAUCCAGAAACAACACUGUUCUGCUUCCACUGAAGUUAGCAAGCUUAUGUGUCAGGCGCUGCUAGAAAUAGCGAAGGCUAUACGAGAACGGUAGACACGUGCGACCGUCGGGGAUCAUUGGUCGGCUAUAGCCGUCACAUCAUUGUGAAUCCGCUAUCGUCGACCGCAGU